AUGUCGAGGCAUGCGAAGAACAAUACGGCGAGCUCGUAUUUCACAUACGCUGAACGGCAGAAGUUGAAAUAUGGCACCCAGAAGCAGCGUGUGGGGCGUGAUUCCCUCCCCAACUUCGACUGGUGCAAUCUCACCCUCGCUACCGCCGUGCAGCCUGUCGUCACGCCCGUUGGGUACGUGUAUUCGAAGGAGGCCAUCUAUGAAAACUUCCUCCAGCAGAAGAAGGAGAUCGAGCGAAAGAAGCAGCUCUGGGAGGAACAGCAGAAGCGCCUUCUCAACGACGCACAGAAGAAGGAGGACGAUGCGAAGCUGGCCGAAGUGGAAAAGUUCAUCAAAAGCGAAAACGCCGUCGCCCUGCCCCUCCCCGAAAAGGAGCGGAAGCGACAGACGGAUCGGACAGAGGAGGAGGAGCUGAAGGCGAGGGUGCGGGAGCACGCCAAGAACCUGCGCGCCUACUGGGUGCCGGGCAAGGCGCCGUCGGCGGAGGAGAGCCUGCUGCCCAAGCCGUCGUCCAAGACGCACGACCCGAUGAGCAACGACCCGGUGCGCCUCAAGGACCUCCUCCCGAUCGAAUUCACGCCCGUACAGAACGUCAACGUGCGCGAGGCCGACAAGAUCGGUCGAUGGAUGUGCCCCGUCUGCUUCACCAUCCUCUCCAACCGGGUGAAGCUGACGGCGCUGCGGACGAGCGGGAAGGUGAUGUGCCACGGGUGCUACGAGAAGUUCGUGGUGCCGGAGAUGAAGGACCCCAUCACCGGGAAGCGAGUGCGAGACAAGGACGUGAUCCACCUCAAGAGCCCCGGCACGGGCUUCUCCGCGGGCUCUGAGUCCGCCACCCUCGUCGCCACCAAGGUCGACACCGCCUUCGUCGGCUGA
This is a messenger RNA of Acanthamoeba castellanii str. Neff, 876 nucleotides long. Its product is annotated as nitric oxide synthase interacting family protein. The transcript has 5 exons. The record is from RefSeq and is a predicted model, not a curated record. The coding region runs from base 1 to 876 and encodes 291 amino acids. Gene Ontology annotation, molecular function: ubiquitin protein ligase activity. Gene Ontology annotation, cellular component: nucleus. NCBI's taxonomy places the organism in Eukaryota, Discosea, Longamoebia, Acanthamoebidae.